ACAUAGAAAGUCAGACAGUGAGAGAGACAGUAAUAGUCAGACAGACAGGUGUGAUGUAUGUGUUCAGGUGUGUCUGUGAGCUGCUGUGUGUGUGUGUGAGUGUGUGUGUGUGUUUGAACCUGUUAGAUGAAGCUGUGACAUUCAGUGGUCCGACAGGAAGUCUGUUUGGAUUCUCAGUUGACUUUCACACCUUCAACAACAAGUCAUCUGUUGUCAUUGGAGCUCCCAAAGCCAACACCAACCAAUCAGGAGUGAGGGAGGGAGGGGGCGUGUUCCUCUGCCCCUGGUCACCAGGAGGCGGGGCCUGUGACAUUAUCAACUUUGACCUGGAAGGUGAUGAGGUCUACAGCAGCUCUGAUUUAUCCUUUCACUCCUUCAAGAGUCAGCAGUGGCUGGGAGCUUCAGUGCGAUCAGUUAGUGACACACACAUACUGGCGUGUGCGCCACUUUUUCACUGGAACGUUCAGAAGCGAGGGGCGGAGUCAGGGAAAACACCUGUGGGAAACUGCCUCCUAUUGGACCAGAGGACAGGAAGCUCCGCCUCCUUCUCCCCCUGCAGAGGGAUCAUGAUGGAGGACGACUACAAACGCAUGAACAACAGAAACGACCAGCGCUACUGUGAGGUCGGCUUCAGUGCUGACAUCACCAAGGAGGGUCGGCUGCUGCUCGGAGCUCCAGGAAGUUUUUAUUUCCAGGGUCAGGUCAUCACAGUGGGUGUGAGUGACAUCAUCAACAGUGGGCGGAGCGACGAUCCUCUCCGUUAUGUAGCUGGAAUCAGCCAAUCCGAUGAGAGGGGGGCUUACGACCUUUACCGUGGUUACUCAGUGGCCAGUGGUCAGCUGACUGGAGACUCCACACCAGAUUAUCUGGUGGGUGUUCCCAACGACAGAAACACAGCAGGAACAGUGAAGGUCUAUGAUGGGCGUAACAGUGGGUCUCUGAGGGUCUACCACACCUUCCAGGGAGCUCAGGUGGCGUCGUACUUUGGACACAGUGUGGCUGUAGUUGAUGUCAACAGUGAUGGUUUAGAUGACGUGUUGAUCGGAGCUCCUCUCUUCAUGGACAGAGUGACGGAGCAGCUGCAGGAGAGAGGACAGGUGGUUUUGUACCUGCAGAGACGACACUCCUUAUUCUCCUCCCAACCUGACCAAUCACUGAUCGGCUUCUCUCUGUACGGCCGGUUUGGCUCCGCCCUUGCCGUGCUGGGUGACUUGGACAUGGACGGUUACCAUGAUGUGGCCGUCGGGGCUCCCUGGUCAGGUGACCGUGGGCAGGGCCAGGUGUUUAUCUACCUGGGCAACAGUUACGGGUUGUCAGCCACGCCCUCCCAGGUGAUUGACAGCCCGUUGCCUAGCAGCAGGACAGCGUUUGGCUUUACUCUGAGAGGUGGUGCUGACGUUGAUGGGAACGGAUACCCGGACCUGCUGGUUGGAGCGUGGGCUGCAGACCGAGUGUUUGUCUACAGAUCCCGAGCAGUGAUCCGCUCCAGAGUUUCUCUCUCUCUGCUGCCAGACUUCCUGAAUCCAGAAGUCAAACUGUGUCACCGCAGAAGCACCCCUGUGUCCUGUUUUGUCAUCCAGGUGUGCGUCUACCUGUCUGGUUACAAAAUCCCUCAGGAGACAGCCCUGGGGGUGGAGCUACAGCUGGAUAGGAUGAAACAGCCGAUGGCGAGACGGACUCUGCUGCUUGGGAGCAACCAGCCGCAGGAUACGGUGAAUCUGAUGGUCCAGAGGACUGUGGGCAUGGCCUGCAUCAAUCACACCGCCUACCUGAGGGCUGAAGAGGAGGUUCGGGAUAAGUUGAGUCCGAUCUUCAUUACAGUCAAUAUCAGCCUCCUCAACUCUACCCAGCAUGCUUUGCUGCACGGACAGACACACGCUGCUGCACAGACCAGGAUCAUUCUGGAUUGUGGAGACGACAACGUCUGUGUUCCUGAUCUGAAACUGAGCGCAGAGCCCCUGUCAGACAGCGUGGUGGUCGGCGGGGAUCAGUCCGUGUGGUUGGGGGUGUCGGCAGAGAAUGGCGGUGAGGGGGCGUACGAGACCGAACUGGUGGUCCGAAUCCCUGAACACACACACUUCCAGAGCAGUCAGGGUGUCAACAGACUUGUGUGUGUUCAGAGAAAACAGAAUCAGACUGUUAUUGUGACCUGUGACCUCGGCAACCCCAUGAGACCAGGACACACACUACGGACAGGUCUUCUGUUCAGUGUCGGUCGUCUAGAGGAGGUAGAGAGACACAUCACAUUUAACCUGAGGAUCAGGAGUAAGAACUCAGUGAACCCCGACAGUAACGAGAUCUCAGUGGAGGUCCAGGUGAAAGCCGAGGCCACGUUGGAACUCAGAGGAGGCUCCUCCCCUCCCGAACUGGUCCUGCCCCUCCUGGACUGGCAGCCUGCAAUGCAUCCUGGGAUUUUAGACGAAGUGGGUCCACUAGUGGAACAUGUCUACGAGUUGAGGAACCAGGGUCCCAGUGCGGUCAACGCCCGGCUGACGGUGGACUUCCCGUCCACCUGGCGACAUCACUUCUUGCUCUACGUGUUUUCCAGCGCAUCUGAAGAAUCACUGAGCUGCCGGACCCUGAACGCAUCGCAGAUAGACCCCUUCAAGCUGCUUGGUAACUCCUCCAGUGUUUCUGCAGUUUCUCCAUCGACCCAGCCGGAGAAGACAAACUCACACAGACACACUGUUCAUCUGAACUGCAGCAGCAGACAGACAGGGUGUGUCAGGUUUGUGUGUGAUGUCACGGCAUUGGGCCGGGGCUUUAGCGCUGUCGUUAGAAUCUCAGCCAGACUGUGGACACACACACUCACACAGACUCCCUACCUGAACUAUGAGCUCAUGUCUUCCGCCUCCUAUGAGGUCAUCAAUGCAUCAUCGAAGGUCCAACCGCUGCUGCUGCCGAGUGGACACACACAGACUCGGCUCAGUGUGUCCUGGCGUCCUGAUGGACAGACGGACGUUCCUAUUGGCUACAUUGCCCUGUCAAUCAUCUCAGGCCUCUUCCUUCUGAGCAUGCUCUGUUUCAUCUUCUGGAAGCUGGGUUUCUUUAAGCGGACUCGCCCCCCCACUGAUGAAGAUGAGGAUGAAGAGCAGAAGCUGGCAGAGGAGUCACAUGACUGAAUCUCUCUCUCUCCACACACACACACACACACACACACACACACACACACACACACACACAUAGGUCACAUGAUGUUCCUCAUGAGUUUCAUUGAUUACUGAUAAAAUCAAUAUCAGCCUUUGUUGUUAUUCUGUUAUCAAUAUCUUUAUUAGUCUAUGAAUCAUUAUAUUUGAUUCCAGUGAUUCUAUUUUAUUAUAUCGAUUAUAUUUAAAUAUAUUGAUUAUGUUCAAUUCAAUUCAAUUCAAUUUUAUUUGUAUAGCACCAACUCAUAACAGAAGUUAUCUCAGGACACUUUUCAAAUAGAGCAGGUCUAGACCGAACUCUUUAAAACAUUAAUUACAGAGACCCAACAGUACCACCAUGAGCAAGCACUUGGAGACAGUGGCAAGGAAAAACUGCCUGUUAAGAUUACUGAUCAGAUGAUUAUUGUCACAUGAAGCAGCUGUUGUUAUUUAUUACUUUGUUUCUUCUUCUGUGGUCUUAUUGCUGAACAAACAGUUUGUUUCUCCUUCAGCAGGAAAUUAAACCAACUCCUCAUCAGCUGGAAUCUACUCUGAUUACUCUGAUUACUCUGACAGUACACAGUCUGUGUACUUCUACUAGUACUCAUAUUUUACUGCAGGACAUUAUUAUUAACAGUUAUUACCUGUUUAUUAUCAAUAAACACCUGAAACUAAUAAA
Messenger RNA from Dicentrarchus labrax (European seabass), 3804 nucleotides. It is a transcript of the gene itga2b, whose product is annotated as integrin, alpha 2b. Lineage: Eukaryota; Metazoa; Chordata; Actinopteri; Moronidae. The transcript is spliced from 31 exons. Gene Ontology annotation, cellular component: integrin complex; external side of plasma membrane. Gene Ontology annotation, molecular function: integrin binding. Gene Ontology annotation, biological process: angiogenesis; integrin-mediated signaling pathway; cell adhesion mediated by integrin. The record is from RefSeq and is a predicted model, not a curated record. The coding region runs from base 54 to 3122 and encodes 1022 amino acids.